Molecule: messenger RNA, 1740 nt
Organism: Plasmopara halstedii
Lineage: Eukaryota; Oomycota; Peronosporomycetes; Peronosporales; Peronosporaceae
Product: soluble pyridine nucleotide
Exons: 6
Coding region: 1-1740 (579 amino acids)
Cellular component (GO): cytosol
Molecular function (GO): dihydrolipoyl dehydrogenase (NADH) activity; flavin adenine dinucleotide binding
Source: RefSeq, a predicted model, not a curated record
AUGUACACUUUGAUGCGGUCCACUUGCUACUCAGUCAGUACCAAUGCUGCGUUAAAUACGGAGAUGCUGACUGACACACUGAGUAAAUUGCGCGCCAGCGAGCACUUCGAUCUGAUUGUCAUUGGUAGCGGGCCUGCUGGUCAAAAAUGCGCCAUUGACAGCGCCAAGCACGGUAAGUCUGUCGCUAUUAUCGAUAAACGUGACAUGUUGGGCGGUGUUUGCGUACACACUGGCACAAUUCCCUCCAAGACUUUUCGCGAAGCGGCCUUACAUCUCACCGGCUACCGACACAAAGCAUUUUAUAAUGGCCAAGGGGGCCCUAGUAAGCGCUUUGGGGUCGAGGAUAUUCUACAGCGUGUUAAGAAGGUGGAAAGCGCCGAGACGGACAUUACACGCCAUCAGUUAUUGCGUAAUGGCGUCCAACUCAUUAAUGGCACUGCCAGAUUCUUACCCGGUAGCAAACAUAUGAUUGCAGUAUUGUCCAAUGAAUCAUACGAAACGGCCACUGAUGCGCAGCGCCAUAGUAGCGCCGACAUUUGCAAGCGUGUGUUGACGGCUGACAAGUUUUUGUUGUGUGUGGGCACGCGACCAGCGCGUCGCGCCGACAUUCCGUUUGAUGGGGAAACAAUUUUCGAUAGUGACCAGCUGCUGUGGGGCAAAGUGAAGUCUGUACCACGUCGCCUGAUUGUUGUGGGUGCUGGUGUGAUUGGCAUGGAGUAUGCAUCGAUGAUGACAAUCAUUCCAGGCACGGACGUGACAGUCAUUGACGCACGCAAAGAAAUUCUUAACAUGGCUGAUAAUGAGGUGUCGGAGGCCUUGUGUUUCUCCAUGGCUCAGACAGGAACUCGUUUUCUUACCGGAGAGGUGAUCAAGAGCGUAGAAAAGUCUGCCAUGGGGGAGGUUUUUGUGCACUUGGAGAGUGGAAAAACAGUUGUGGGUGAUGGAUUGUUGUAUACGGUUGGACGUCAAGGUAAUGUCGAAGGUCUAAACUUAGAGGCUGUGGGUAUCGUACCGGACAAACGUGGACAGAUUAAGGUUGACAACAAUUUCCAGACUGCAGUGCCUCAUAUUUAUGCAGCAGGUGAUAUAAUCGGAUUUCCUGGACUCGCAUCCACUUCGAUGGAGCAAGGACGCUUGGCUUCUGUGCAUAUGCGCACGUCGCAGCCAUUGAACGACCAAAAAAUUUCAGAUGACAAAAAAAUGGACGAUCCAGAUCGUGUACGCACCCGUAUGCGCUCAGGUGAAGUGUUUCCAUUCGGCAUUUAUACUGUGCCCGAAAUUUCAAUGGUUGGUAAGAAUGAGCAGCAGUUGACGAAAGAGGGGGUGCCGUAUGAGGUUGGUGUCGCUCGCUACGAAGAGCUGGCCAAGGGUCAGAUGCUUGGCGGUGUGCCUGGCUUUCUUAAAAUUAUUUUUUGCCCUGACACUCUCAAGGUCCUUGGCGUUCAUGCUAUUGGAGAAGGUGCUACUGAGAUUAUACACAUUGGCCAAGUUCUCAUGUCUACUGAUGGCACACUCGAGUACUUUCGCAACGCAGUAUUCAACUACCCGACGCUUGCUGAAGCCUACCGCGUGGCAGCACUCAAUGGUCUUCGGAAUGAAAAUAGUAAAUCCACCGCGCCGGAGAUGCUCUCAGCGACAUGCUCUUUAAGCCAAAGUUUUUAUGCCCAAUCGCACAUUGAAGCAAAACGAUCAGUUUAUCUUACAGAGAUUGAGCCUCGCUGGACAAACGCAUCGCAAUAA